UCUCCUUCAUCCCAAAAUCAACUCAUCACUCUCCAAUCAACAACAUUUUGUUUCCAAUGGCUUCUUUUGCUCUGUUCAUUUUCACUCUCGUUGCCCUUUCAAGUUCAUGUAGCUACGCAAUUGGUCCACAGAACAACAAAACAUUGUUAUCACUUGCAAGCAGGCCGAUUGGUAUAAACUACGGAAGAUUAGGUAACAAUCUCCCAUCUCCUUACCAAUCAAUCAACCUCGUCAAAUCCAUUAAAGCAGGCCACGUUAAGCUUUACAACGCCGAUCAAGAAACCCUAAUGCUCCUCUCUCAGACCAAUCUCUACGUCACAAUCAUGGUCCCUAACAACCAAAUCAUUUCCAUCGGUGCCGACCAAGCGGCCGCAGACAACUGGGUCAACACCAACGUUCUUCCUCACUACCCACAAACAAGAAUCCGAUUCGUCCUUGUCGGAAACGAAAUUCUCAGCUACAACUCCGACCAAGACAAGCAAAUAUGGGCGAACCUUGUCCCGGCCAUGCGUAAGAUCGUGAACUCUCUUAGAGCAAGAGGCAUUCACAACAUCAAAGUCGGAACACCACUCGCCAUGGAUGUUCUCCGGUCGAGUUUUCCUCCGUCCAAUGGAACAUUCCGGGAAGAAGUCGCCGCUCCGGUGAUGUUACCGUUGCUGAAGUUUCUCAACGGUACAAACUCUUUCUUCUUCCUUGAUGUUUACCCUUACUUCCCUUGGUCCACUGAUCCGGUUAACAACCAUUUGGAUUUCGCUCUGUUCGAAUCGAAUUCAACUUAUACCGACCCUCAAACCGGUUUGGUUUACACCAAUCUAUUAGACCAGAUGCUCGAUUCGGUUAUCUUCGCGAUGACCAAGCUCGGUUACCCCAACGUCCGUCUUGCAAUCUCUGAAACCGGGUGGCCUAACUCCGGUGAUAUCGACGAAACCGGAGCUAACAUUUUCAAUGCCGCAACUUAUAACCGGAAUUUGAUCAAGAAGAUGACUGCUAACCCGCCACUCGGCACACCUGCUAGACGCGGUUCACCAAUACCGACGUUUUUGUUCUCAUUAUUCAAUGAAAACCAGAAACCCGGUUCAGGAACAGAGAGGCAUUGGGGAAUUUUGAAUCCUAACGGUACACAGAUCUACGAUAUUGAUUUGAGUGGGACAAGACCGGUUUCUAGUCUUGGUUCGUUGCCUAAACCAAAUAACAAUGUUCCGUUCAAGGGCAACGUGUGGUGUGUGGCGGUAGAAGGAGCUAACGAGACGGAGUUAGGGCAGGCGCUUGACUUUGCUUGUGGAAGAAGCAAUGCCACAUGUGCAGCUUUGGCACCGGGAAGAGAGUGUUACGCACCAGUUUCGGUUACUUGGCACGCAAGCUAUGCAUUUAGCUCGUACUGGGCUCAGUUCCGGAACCAAAGCUCCCAGUGCUACUUCAACGGCUUGGCGCGUGAGACCACGACCAACCCAGGAAAUGAACAAUGCAAGUUCCCUAGCGUUACCCUGUAAGACCUCCUCAAGAGUCAAAAUUAAAGGGUAUGGAGAAGGUUCAAAAGCUGGAUCAUUCGUAUUAAAUCAAUCUUGUUCUUAGUAGUUUUUAAUUUCCUUAUUAUUCCAAGUUUGUACUUCUUGUUUCCUAUUGUUGAGGAAUAUCGAAUAAACAAUGAAAAAUAUUGAUAUUUUAAAAUUAA
Molecule: messenger RNA, 1672 nt
Organism: Brassica oleracea var. oleracea
Lineage: Eukaryota; Viridiplantae; Streptophyta; Magnoliopsida; Brassicales; Brassicaceae
Product: probable glucan endo-1,3-beta-glucosidase A6
Exons: 3
Coding region: 57-1490 (477 amino acids)
Biological process (GO): carbohydrate metabolic process
Cellular component (GO): plasma membrane
Molecular function (GO): hydrolase activity, hydrolyzing O-glycosyl compounds
Source: RefSeq, a predicted model, not a curated record